AGCUCAUCCUCACAACGAAAGCUAGAUCAUAUAAAUAGUCUCCCUUCCAAGUGCAGCUGCUAUUAUUAGUACUGCUACACAUGGGUUCCAAAUAUCUACUCUUGUUUUUUUACAUGGUUGUUUCUCUGAUGUGGGCUUCGCCCCGGGCAACUUCUCCUAGUCAUCCCAUGAUGCAGAGGUUCGAAGAAUGGAUGGCUCGGUUCGGCCGUGUUUAUGCAGAUGAUGCGGAGAAGUGGCGGCGGUUUCAGAUAUUUCAGGAUAACGUGAACUAUAUUGAAACCUUCAAUAAUCGGAGCGGAAACUCGUACACUCUCGGCACCAACCAAUUUGCUGAUAUGACAUUUGAUGAAUUUCUGAGUAAGUACACCAGUGCUUCUAUCCCCCUAAACGUGAAGCAAGAGGCGCCCUUGACGUCCUUUGAGGAUGUAAACAUGUCCGCAGUGCCCGAUAGUAUAGAUUGGAGGGACUAUGAUGCAGUGACAGAAGUCAAACAACAAGGCACAUGCGAAACUUGCUGGGCGUUCGCUGCGAUUGCGACGGUGGAAGGAAUCUACAAGAUCAAAAAAGGAGCACUGAUAUCCCUAUCAGAACAGGAGGUUAUGGAUUGCAGCGUUGGCAGCGGGUGCAUAGGUGGAGGCUGGGCGCACCAAGCCUACAAAUUCAUCAUACGGAAUGGAGGUGUGGCAACCGAGUCUUCCUAUCCCUAUACAGGAGUUCAACGCAAUUGUGAGUCCAACAUCGUGCCGAAUGCGGCUUACAUCGACGCUUAUCAACAUCUGCCUAGAAACAACGAAACCAGUCUUAAGGUUGCCGUGUCGAAGCAACCGGUAGCUUCCUAUCUCGAAGCCACCAGGGACUUCCAGCUUUACGUCGGCGGUGGCAUCUUUAAGGGACCUUGCGGAACUGCAGUCAACCAUGUCGUCGCCAUCAUAGGUUAUGGCGAGGACAGUAAUACCGGAGAGAAGUAUUGGAUACUGAAGAACUCGUGGGGAAAAAACUGGGGCGAAAAUGGGUUCGGGCGUUUGGAAAGAGAUGUCUCUUCAGUUGAAGGAUUAUGUGGUAUUGCCCAGCAGCCGGUCAUCCCGAUUAUCAACUCGACUCCUCUCGAGCUCGCCGACGUGGGAUCUGAUGGCAUAAGCGCUAUAUAAUUCAGAUCAAAGCUAGCUAUGUAUGCAUAUAUAAUUCGGCUUUGAUGAAGUGAUCGAUCGAUCCGUUCGCGACACUAUAAACUCGUAUAGCUACUAAAUAACGUCGACGUGCGCGUGGAGAUUGAGUUAACUUGUUUGGAUUCUGCGUGCUUAAAUGGUUCGUGUUAAUUCCUCGUACGUGUCUUCCAAUUUGAGCGAUUCUCGCCCUCACGAUCGAGUGUCCUCUGUAUUGGAUGUUGUUUGAAUGUUUAUGAUAUUAUAUAUCAAUUCGUUCGUGUGUUGUGACGUA
Ananas comosus (pineapple) is the source of this 1437-nucleotide messenger RNA. RefSeq names its product fruit bromelain-like. Lineage: Eukaryota; Viridiplantae; Streptophyta; Magnoliopsida; Poales; Bromeliaceae. The record is from RefSeq and is a predicted model, not a curated record. Gene Ontology annotation, cellular component: lysosome. The transcript is spliced from 2 exons. Gene Ontology annotation, molecular function: cysteine-type endopeptidase activity. The coding region runs from base 81 to 1148 and encodes 355 amino acids.